Molecule: messenger RNA, 1439 nt
Organism: Coregonus clupeaformis (lake whitefish)
Lineage: Eukaryota; Metazoa; Chordata; Actinopteri; Salmoniformes; Salmonidae
Product: plexin-C1-like
Exons: 4
Coding region: 205-1305 (366 amino acids)
Molecular function (GO): protein binding
Source: RefSeq, a predicted model, not a curated record
UGUCGCACCUGUUUGUGCGCGGUUACAUUUUGUCGCACCUGUUUGUGCGCUGUUUCUUUUCGCCGUUGUGCGUAAUUUUCGCCUUCGGGCCAAGUUGUCCUUUUUGCCUAUGUAUGGGCAGUAAUACAAGAGAUUGGAAUAUCGUUCUGAGUCCUGCGUUUGAUUCCACCAUUACACCUACAGCACGCCCUGACAACUGACUACAUGACAUACGAGAUGAGGGCUGUUUUCUGGGGGGUUCUCCUCGCCUGUGUGGAAUGGGUUCGGGGCCAGGAGACUCAGACAUUUGAUGGAGACGUCCGCGACUUUGCCAUUGGUGACAGCUCGGUAUACGUCGUUACCGAUGACCGACUCUACCAGUUGAACCAUGAUUUUACCAAAGUUAUAAAGCGUGAUAAUCUGAAUUUAGUUGAUCCUAACCAAGAAGUACCUCCUGAUGAAACUUAUCCAUUUAAGGUAAACAUUUUACUGCCAUUCAUCAAAAACAAGACCUUGAUCAUCUGUGGUACCGCAAAAUACGGCUUCUGUGAAAUACUCGAUCUCAACGAAAUCUCAAAAUCUGUGCAUUCCGAGGAUAUUGAAGUGGGUUCAUUGGACCCUGGAGAUUCAACCAUUGCUUUUAUUGUUGAUGUCGGGAAGAACUCCUAUAUUAUGGCUGGAAGGUUGCAGAGUCGUAAUUCACACAUCUACCUGUUCUCGAACGUUCCCAAAGAGCCUCAAGUUCGACUUAUUUGGUUCAAGAGCGAGAACAAUAAAGCAACUACUUUGAAGUCCCUCGAAGGUAGGACACUCAAAUGCUGUGGAAACAUGGAACACCGGCGGCUCCUGUCUUCCUCUGUGUUUCCAGGUUCUGGUGGGCCCCAUGGGCAGGUGCUCUGGGUAGGUGUGUUCACGGCAGGUAACACAAGCGACCCCAUCAACACCAUGCUGGCCAUCUAUGACAUCAGCCCCUCAGCAGGGCGUCAACUCGAAUACAAAGACCCAGACUUCUGCUAUGAAUGCUGUGGAGAGUCAUCACCAAAGAGGAACACCAAGGACCUGCAGCCAGUGGCGGAGGUGUUUAAAUACAGCUCCAUGACAUCAGUGUUGGCAGUGAGACACAACUCCUGGCUGGUGUUCUUCAUCGGGACAGGAGACGGACAACUCAUCAAGCUUGCUGUAGACAAGGCCUACAAACCUGCCUGUCCCAGAGUGCUCUACAAGUCAGAUGACGACCGCAGUGUGUUUCCCAAGAUGCACCUGGAUCCAGUGGACCGCAAACAUGUGUACAUGGCACUGAGGAACCAGAUGUUCGUUUCAGGAUGACUGCCUUCAGCCUUCAGCCUGGAUCUCCAUCUCUGAGGACUCCCAACAACAGAACAUGGUCUCUUACCAGGUGGCGAAGAACAGCAGUGGAGAGAAGAUCACACUCACUGUCAAGGUCCACCUGAAUGUGAAUG